AUGACACGAGCGUUAGAAGAAUUUGCUGCUGAGAUAAGCAAUGCUGAAUGGAUAGAUGAAAGUACUCGAGAGAAAUUGUUGUUGAAACUUAAAUCGCUCGUGCUGUUGAUGGCUCAUCCUGAUGAUGGUUUUGACGAAGAUGUACUCAAAGCUUUUUAUGAUGAUAUAAAAUUCGAUAAAAACCAAUACUGA
This is a messenger RNA of Clunio marinus, 192 nucleotides long. NCBI's taxonomy places the organism in Eukaryota, Metazoa, Arthropoda, Insecta, Diptera, Chironomidae. The record is from the annotation of a GenBank genome assembly.